Cydia fagiglandana is the source of this 1288-nucleotide messenger RNA. Its product is annotated as galactokinase-like. Gene Ontology annotation, biological process: galactose metabolic process; carbohydrate phosphorylation. Gene Ontology annotation, cellular component: cytoplasm; cytosol. Gene Ontology annotation, molecular function: ATP binding; galactokinase activity. Bases 95 to 1273 code for a protein of 392 amino acids. Lineage: Eukaryota; Metazoa; Arthropoda; Insecta; Lepidoptera; Tortricidae. The record is from RefSeq and is a predicted model, not a curated record. The transcript is spliced from 9 exons.
AAUGCCUCAGUCUCGCUUGUUUGACCGUGAGCAGUGCAAGUAUUGUGGUGGUCAACAGUGUUAAAACGCCUCUGGAUUACGACGGUCAAUAACGAUGCCUGCACCAACUGACGCCGUGUCAACAGGCGAGGCCGCGCUCCUGCGCAAAGCGAGCGACAUAUUCGUCGCCACAUUCAAACGGAGCCCCACCGCUGCCGCCGCCGCGCCGGGCCGCGUUAACCUUAUAGGGGACCAUGUGGAUUACUGCGGAGGAUAUGUUCUGCCUGUGGCGUUGCCGUUCCUAACAGUUGUGGUUGGUGCCAACAACGACACGUCGUCGUGCCGCGUCGUGUCGAUGCUCGACUCUGGGCGUAAGGAGGCGACGUUCCCUACGCCCAGCUCUGGUCAGCUGAAGCCCGGGGAACCAGCUUGGGCUAAUUAUGUUAAGGGCGUCGUGGCUAACUUCCCUGGUGCCGUAAAAGGUUUUGACGCCGUGAUCGUCUCGGACCUGCCGAUGGGCGCUGGCCUCUCAAGUAGUGCCUCUGUUGAGGUCGCCACUUACACCUUAUUAGAAGCUUUGACGGGAAUUAAUACCGACCCAGUGAUGAAGGCCCAGCUGUGUCAGAAGGCCGAGCACGAGUUCCCAGGGAUGCCGUGCGGCAUCAUGGACCAGUACGUCGUCACGAUGGCGAAGAAAGACCACGCCCUUUUCAUUGAUUGUCGGUCCCUCGAAAGCACCCAAGUGCCCAUCACGUGCAGCGACACCGUCAUCCUCGUGAUCAACUCUAAUGUGAAACACCAGCUGACCGGCAGCGAAUAUCCCCAACGCCGUGCGCAGUGUCAGAAAGCUGCCGAGUUACUAGGCUUCCCUUCGCUAAGAAACGCUACUAGAGAACACGUUGAAGAUCUGAGACGAAAGAAAUGCGACGUAGAUGUGAUAAAGCGGGCGCAGCACGUUGUCGAAGAGAUACGCCGCACCGAGGAGUGCGCCAAGACCUUGCGGGUUGGAGACUUGGAGCGUGUCGGUGAGCUGUUUUACGAGUCUCACGAGACGUUACGCAAGCUGAUGGAGGUGUCUUGCCCGGAGCUCGAUCAGCUGGUUGCCAUAGCCAAGACGGUUGACGGCGUCUACGGUGCCAGGAUGACGGGCGGCGGGUUUGGUGGCUCGGCGGUUGUCCUUGUAAAAAAGGCCGCGGUAGAACAACUCAAAAAUCGUAUUCUGAGUGAAUACAAAGGAAAGCCAACAUUCUUAGUGGCUGUGCCUAGCGAUGGCGCGAGGAAACUGAACAUUUAACAUUAAUAAAACAAC